CUCAAAUCCCUUUCUUCCUUCUCUUGGGUACUGUUUGUCAGCCUAGUCCAGUCUAGACCAACGCGAUUUCCUUUUUCUAAGAAGACUUUAAUCCCGAUCAAGCAAAAAUGUUUCUUACGAGGACCGAGUAUGACAGAGGAGUCAACACUUUUUCUCCUGAAGGUCGACUGUUUCAGGUCGAGUAUGCUAUUGAAGCCAUUAAGCUUGGUUCAACUGCAAUUGGGUUGAAAACAAAAGAAGGUGUUGUGCUCGCAGUUGAGAAGCGAAUUACCUCCCCUCUUCUGGAACCUAGCAGCGUGGAGAAAGUUAUGGAAAUCGAUGAGCAUAUAGGAUGCGCCAUGAGUGGAUUGAUUGCUGAUGCUCGUACACUCGUUGAACACGCACGAGUCGAAACUCAGAAUCAUAAGUUCUCCUAUGGUGAGCCAAUGACUGUAGAGUCCACAACGCAGGCUCUUUGUGAUCUGGCCCUACGAUUUGGCGAGGGUGAUGAAGAAUCCAUGUCUCGACCAUUUGGAGUAUCUCUUUUGAUUGCUGGUCAUGAUGAGAAUGGCCCAAGCUUAUACCAUACGGAUCCAUCUGGCACGUUUUGGCAAUGCAAUGCAAAAGCUAUAGGGUCAGGGUCUGAAGGAGCAGACAGCUCUCUGCAAGAACAAUACAACAAGGAUUUAACUCUGAAGGAAGCUGAGGCUAUUGCUCUUUCUAUUCUGAAGCAAGUUAUGGAAGAGAAGGUCACUCCGAACAAUGUCGACAUCGCAAAGGUGGCUCCAACAUAUCAUUUGUACACUCCAUCUGAGGUGGAAGCUGUUAUUAGUCGCCUAUAAGUCCACAUUACCAUAAUUGAGAAAUUUUCAUGUCAAAGCCAUACUUAGCUUUGCUUUUAUAAACUACUGGGGGUUAUGAUUUCCAUUUGUUUCUGAUUGCAUAUCGGGUUCAACUUAAAGAGCUGAUAACUUGUGAUGGAAUGUGGAUUUCUGAAAUGCUUUUAACUUUUUGGAUAGUUGGACAAUCAUAUCUUCCGGUAAGAACAAAAGCUUCUUUUCGCA
This is a messenger RNA of Morus notabilis, 1043 nucleotides long. RefSeq names its product proteasome subunit alpha type-5. Gene Ontology annotation, cellular component: proteasome core complex; nucleus; proteasome core complex, alpha-subunit complex. Lineage: Eukaryota; Viridiplantae; Streptophyta; Magnoliopsida; Rosales; Moraceae. Gene Ontology annotation, biological process: proteasome-mediated ubiquitin-dependent protein catabolic process. Bases 108 to 821 code for a protein of 237 amino acids. The transcript has 10 exons. The record is from RefSeq and is a predicted model, not a curated record.